GUCUCGUCUGGCUUUCAGUCCCUGUUCCGGCAGGGAGGAGGCGGAGGAGGAGAGAGAAGGAGGGGGAGUCGGUCUGCCCCUUUGUCGGAUUGAUUCCUGACCCAAUCUGGAUCCGGGUUCUGCGGUGCUGCAGUGUGCCACAGCUGCGGAACAUAUUGAUUGAUAUUAGUUGGUCCUUUUUCGAAAAGCGGUCCCGGCCUGUCAAUCACCCCCCCCCCCCCACCCACCUUCCCCGCUGUAGUCUCGUCAAGUUGCGGCUGGAUAUGGACAAACGUCAGUGAGCUCAGCACGCCGACACCGGAGGACGUGAUUCCCGACACCGGAGCUCGGAACCAGCCCAACAUGUCUGUGCCCCCGUUUCCAUGGUAACCAAGAGGCGCACGUCCGUCCCAAAAAGGAGUUAACCCCGCCUCCUUUACCUGUCCAACCAGCCAGCGUUCCUGCCACCUGACAAGCCACUGUGACUUUUGCAUUCAUUGGAGACGCCCGGGAGGAAAAUGGCCAACAACACGGCAGACCACCCUGCGGGGAACUCUGUUGCCGAUGGCAACCAGGAGGGGGACUUUGGGGUGAGCGUGAUGGACCUGAGGGACCUGAUGGAACUGAGGAGCUCAGAGGCCGUCAACAAGAUCCGGGAGUCCUACGGAGACGUGCAGGGCAUCUGCCGCCGCCUGAAAACAUCGCCUAUUGAAGGUCUGUCUGGGAACCCCGUGGACCUGGAGAAACGACACGGUGCAUUUGGGAAGAACUUCAUCCCGCCAAAGAAACCCAAGACUUUCCUGCAGCUGGUAUGGGAGGCCCUGCAAGACGUCACCCUCAUCAUCUUGGAGGUAGCAGCCAUCAUCUCGCUUGGCUUAUCCUUCUACCAUCUACCAGGAGGAGACGCUGAAGCAUGUGGGCAGGCAGAGGGCGGCGUGGAGGAUGAAGGCGAGUCUCAGGCCGGCUGGAUCGAGGGCGCCGCCAUCCUGUUCUCAGUCAUCAUCGUGGUCCUGGUGACGGCCUUCAACGACUGGUCCAAGGAGAAGCAGUUCCGAGGGCUUCAGAGUCGCAUCGAACAGGAGCAGAAGUUCACGGUCAUCCGCAAAGGCCAGGUCAUCCAAAUUCCUGUGGCCGAGCUUGUGGUGGGAGACAUCGCACAGAUCAAAUACGGAGACCUGCUCCCCUCGGACGGCAUCCUGAUCCAAGGCAACGACCUGAAGAUCGACGAAAGCUCUCUGACCGGUGAAUCGGACCAGGUGCGCAAGUCCCUGGAGAAGGACCCCAUGCUGCUGUCAGGCACUCACGUGAUGGAGGGCUCUGGCAGGAUGGUGGUGGCGGCCGUGGGCCUCAACUCUCAAACCGGCAUCAUCUUCACGCUGUUGGGCGCCAGCGACAACGAAGAUGAGAAGAAGGUCAAGAAAAGUAAAAAUCAAGGACCCCCCGAAAAUCGCAACAAAGCCAAGACCCAGGACGGCAUCGCCCUGGAGAUCCAGCCGCUGAAGAGCGAGGAGGCCGCCGAGUCCGAGGAGAAGGAGGAGGCCAAGGUCGUCAAGAAGGUCAACGUCACUAAGAAGGAGAAGUCUGUGCUGCAGGGCAAACUCACAAGACUGGCAGUGCAGAUUGGCAAAGCUGGUCUCAUCAUGUCAGCGGUGACGGUCAUCAUCCUCAUCCUCUACUUUGUCAUCGACACCUUUGCCGUCAAGGGUCACUCGUGGACGGCGGACUGCACGCCCAUCUACAUCCAGUACUUUGUCAAGUUCUUCAUCAUCGGCGUGACCGUGCUGGUGGUGGCCGUCCCGGAGGGCCUGCCCCUGGCCGUCACCAUCUCGCUGGCCUUCUCCGUCAAAAAAAUGAUGAAGGACAACAACUUGGUGCGUCACCUGGACGCCUGCGAGACCAUGGGCAACGCCACGGCCAUUUGCUCCGACAAGACGGGCACGCUGACCAUGAACCGCAUGACGGUGGUGCAGGCGUACAUCGGCGACACGUAUUAUAAGAACGUGCCGGAGCCGGACGUCAUUAAGCCCGGGACCCUGGAAGUGUUGGUCAACAGUAUUUCCAUCAACUCAGCCUACACUACUAAGAUCCUGCCUCCAGAGAAAGAAGGCGGUCUCCCCCGUCACGUGGGAAACAAGACAGAGUGCGCUCUGCUGGGACUGGUGCUGGAACUGAAGAGGGACUACCAGCCCAUCAGAGAUGAGGUGCCCGAAGAGAGGCUCUACAAGGUCUACACUUUUAACUCCUCCCGUAAAUCCAUGAGCACGGUGCUGAAGAAACCAGACGGAGGCUUCCGCAUGUACAGCAAAGGAGCUUCGGAGAUCAUCCUCAGGAAGUGCUCCCGUAUCCUGGACACUGACAGCCAGCUUCGUGUCUUCAAGCCCAAAGACCGAGACGAGAUGGUGCGAAAGGUGAUCGAGCCCAUGGCCUGUGAUGGUCUGAGGACCAUCUGCGUGGCCUUUAGGGACUUCCCCGCUGAGGCAGGAGAGCCAAACUGGGACAAAGAGAACGACAUCCUCAGCGAACUCACCUGCAUCGCUGUGGUCGGCAUUGAGGACCCCGUCAGACCUGAGGUCCCUGAAGCCAUUGCCAAGUGCCAGCGUGCAGGAAUCACAGUGCGCAUGGUUACAGGCGACAACAUCAACACGGCCCGGGCCAUCGCCACCAAGUGUGGCAUCCUGCUCCCCAACGAGGACUUCCUGUGCCUGGAGGGCAAAGAGUUCAACCAGCACAUCAGGAACGAUAAGGGCGAGGUGGAACAAGAGCGUUUGGACAAAGUCUGGCCCAAACUGCGUGUUCUGGCUCGUUCAUCUCCCACAGACAAACACACGCUGGUCAAAGGCAUCAUCGACAGCACGGUGUGCGAGACCCGUCAGGUGGUGGCGGUGACAGGAGACGGAACCAAUGAUGGCCCUGCCCUCAAGAAAGCUGAUGUUGGCUUUGCCAUGGGUAUCGCUGGCACCGACGUAGCCAAGGAAGCGUCCGACAUCAUCCUGACCGACGACAACUUCACCAGCAUCGUCAAGGCCGUCAUGUGGGGCAGGAACGUCUACGACAGUAUCUCCAAGUUCCUUCAGUUCCAGCUGACCGUCAACGUGGUCGCCGUCAUCGUGGCCUUCACAGGCGCCUGCAUCACACAGGACUCCCCCCUCAAGGCGGUCCAGAUGCUGUGGGUCAACCUCAUCAUGGACACGCUGGCGUCGUUGGCGCUGGCCACCGAGCCUCCCACCGAGUCUCUGUUGCUACGGAAACCGUACGGCCGCAACAAGCCCCUGAUCUCCAGGACCAUGAUGAAGAACAUCCUGGGCCACGCCGUGUACCAGCUGGUCAUCAUCUUCACCCUCCUGUUUGCUGGCGAGAAGUUCUUCGACAUAGACAGCGGGCGCAACGCUCCCUUGCACUCGCCGCCGUCUGAGCACUACACCAUCGUCUUCAACGUCUUCGUCAUGAUGCAGCUCUUCAAUGAGAUCAACGCCAGGAAGAUCCACGGUGAGAGGAAUGUCUUCGAGGGCGUCUACAGGAACCCCAUCUUCUGCAGCGUGGUGCUGGGGACCUUCGCCCUGCAGAUCGUCAUCGUUCAGUUUGGCGGGAAGCCCUUCUCCUGCACGGCUCUGGCCAUCGACCAGUGGCUGUGGUGCGUCUUCAUCGGCGUGGGCGAGCUGCUGUGGGGGCAGCUGAUCUCGGCCAUCCCCACUCACCACCUGAAGUUCCUCAAGGAGGCGGGUCACGGCAUCACCAAGGAGGAGAUCCCUGAGGAGGAGCUGAUGCACCACGCGGACGAGAUCGACCACGCCGAGAUGGAGAUGAGAAGGGGCCAGAUCCUCUGGUUCAGGGGUCUGAACCGCAUCCAGACCCAGAUGGAUGUGGUCUAUACCUUCCAGACGGGCCAGGCGGCGGUGCCUGGUGCCCUGCGCCGCCAGCCCUCUGUGGUCAGCCAGCACAAUGACGCUACCGCCAAAACUCUCUCUAGCCCCACCCACAUUAAGGUGGUCAACGCCUUCCGCAGCUCGCUGUACGAGGGUCUGCAGAGUCCCGAGUCGCGCAGCUCCAUCCACAGCUUCAUGGCCCAUCCCGAGUUUGUGCCCCUGUCAGAGGAGGAGGCCCGCAUCCCCGCCAUCCAGGAGACCGGAGACGAGAUCCAAGACCUCGCCAGCGCCUCCUCCGGCGCGGGGGAGGCGUGAGCGCCCGUCGAAGCUCCGCCUCCUCUCCCCUCCAUUCGUCCUCUCGCCGCCUUGUCUUUGUCGUACGGACCGCCGCCUCCUCCAUGCCUGUGAGUCCUCGCCGCCAUCGGGCACACGCGUCAGCAGAGGGCGCCAGUUCUCUCUUUGUUUUUUUUUUUACAAGCAGAGUUUGCAGCCGCAUGUCGCCUUCGCUACUUGCUUCCUCGAGGAAAUGGACCUGGACUCCCUUGUGGUGUACAUACGCUCCCCCUCUCUUGCCCCCCUCAGGUCACAUGACCAACCCUGAUGCCGUCAGGUCACGUGACCAACCCUGAUGUUCUUUCAAAAUGCAAACACUUUUUGUAGCCCUUAAAAAAUGUUGAGUGGUUCUCCAAUGUUUGACUUUAAAGAACAACUUCCUGCUUCACUUCCUGUCGCCAUCUAACCUCAUCUACCAGGAAACUUUGCUCCGAAAAUACCCAACAGGCUUCUCUACACGUCAGAGUGGGAUGUUCUGUGUCGCCUCGCACGCCCUUCCUGUCUGCCGGACUCCACUUCCUGUCUGCGGGCAGUCCACUUCCUGUCAGUACUCAUCCAGGGAUGUGACGUUCACGAGAGUCACUGACGCGCCUGUCGCUUUAAGAGAAGAAACACCCGAUUGGCUCGUUUAAAAAACACUAGCGUAUAUAGAUCACACCAGUAUAUAAGCCACACCCACUAAAUAUUUGAAGAAAAAAACAUGUUUCCACAUAUAAGUCGCAGAUAUAAAUGUUUAUUUACGUACCUUAAUUGUUUCCAAACGGUGUCCGUAACACGGCAGUAAAACGGCUGAUCAAACAAAACCGAAGUCAACACCACGGUGGCGUUUUGGUGAAUUUACGAAACUGAAACAAUACACAAAGAAUGCCGUGGUAAGUUAAAUAAUACUAACACUUAGCAACGAUGCUAGCUCGAUUACACCACGAUAGCACGUGUGCGUGAAAACACUCCGACAGAAAUCACACGUGGGGAUGCUUUAAUGAGUAAGAAUUGUUUUGGUUAUAUUAUAAAACUUACAAAUGUUGCUCAGGGUGAAUCCGUACAAGUAAAAAAACGCUAUGGACAGCGAGAAGACGAAACGAUGCUUCUACUUCCAGUUUGAAGCUCUGAUAAGGAAGCAAACUCGUCCAAAAGAUGGCGCCGCAAGACAAAAAUAAAACACCCUUGCAGCAUCUAUUUUUUUUAUUAUUAGCUUUAUUGUCAGCGAAGAAAAAUAAAUUAGCCGCACCGUUUUAUAAGGCAGAGGGCUCAAAGCGUGGGGAAAAAAAGUAAUGGAUGGUAGUCAUGUAGUCAUUUCAUUUUAAAGACUUUCUGGUAUGAAACCAGUGCAGUGUCAAUACAGCUAGUGAGUGUGCCAGUUGUUUGAUUCAUUCGAUUAAUUUGAGUUGUUUGAUUCAUUUGAUUUGUUCAAUUUGUUUUAUUCAUUUGAUACGUUUGAGUCAUUUGAUUCAUUUGAUUUGUUCGAUUCGUUUUAUUCAUUAGAUUUGGUUGAUUCCUUUGAGUCGUUUGAUUCAUUUAGUUUGUUUGAUUCCUUUUGAGUUGUUUUAUUCGUUCGAUUUGUUUUAUUCAUUUGAUACGUUUGAUUCAUUUGAUUCGUUCGAUUCGUUUUAUUCAUUAGAUUUGGUGCCGCGACCCCAAAAGGGACAAGCGGUAGAAAAUGAAUGGAUGGAUGGUUGAUUCAUUUGAUUCCUUUGAGUCAUUUGAUUCCUUUGAGUCGUUUGAUUAAUUUAGUUCGUUUGAUUCCUUUGAGUCGUUUGAUUCAUUUGAGUGUGUGCCACUCAAAUGAAUUUGGGGUGAACUUUGAUCCCCGGCAGACAGGAAGCUGACGGCGGUGACAAAAGGUGGUUUUGUUUCGUCUCCGGUCACCCCGCUGUGGACGCAGCCCGGUGAACCCGGUCAGGACUUCCUGUAGCAACAGGAAGUCCUCCUGCCAUAUCGGUGCGAAGGCCAGCUUUUUCUAGCGAACUCAGAGCCAUAUCCCCCGCCAUGUUGCUUUGGAAGCCCCGCCCCCUGGCCCCAAGCCGCGGCGAGGACCAGGACCACGUUUACAUGAAGCGUCACGCCUUCGCUCGCCCUCUCUCUCUGUCUCUCUCUCUCUCUCUCGCUCAUCAGUUUCAGUCUUUUGCUCAUUUUUUACGACUCUUCCGUCUUUUUAUAGUCGCCACUUUUUAAUCUUUUGGAGAAAAUGCGACGCGUUGGCGAGCGUUUUGGUGAACGACACGAAUCCAGCGUCUUUUUUUCACUCUAUGUAAAUAGGAUGUCGCCAUGGUUACCUGACGUUAGGGCUCACAGAACUGCAAGGUUUACUUCCUGGCGAGGCCCCGCCCUCUUCACACACCUUGAGCAGGAAGUGGGAAGGUGUCCGUCUGGCUCCCACUUCCUGCUCCCAGGAGGCCGAAUGAGUCUCGCUAAACCAGGCCCAGGAUUCCCGGCAGUGUGGCCUUGGCAUGGUGACUGUGGGAGGGGGCGUGGCCUGUGACAUCACAUGCAGGGAGCACAUGUAAAUAGGAGGGCAGCCAGUUCAUCGCCUCACUUCCACCGGACCGCCGUCCUGGUCUUGGCGUCCUGGUCUCGGACUGGUUGCCUUCCGGUCCGUCUUGAUGCACCUCACUGGACACGGACAGACUUUCGGUUCCCAGAACAUUCCCUUCUUGUGUCCUUUUUACGGAGAAGGUCCCGCCGUUUGACUUCCUGCCCUCCACGGGGCAGCUUCCUGUCCUUGGGUCUUCUUUGGCGAGACCGAGGGAAGACCAGCAGACCAACUCCCAGUCCCUUUAUACGCUGACUUGGCAUCCAAAUAUUCCCGUGGACUACAGUGGAACCUCCGACAUCAGCUGCCAUAACAACACCUUUAUUGACCUUUUUUAUGGUUAUCAUCACACUUCUUCUCUGCGCUACAAGAGGUCAAAGGUCACCACCCAAACAAGUCUUGAAUUGCAGCCGCUGGUUUUUGUUUGAUGACCUGGACUCAAUGAUCUGUAUUAUUUGAUUCGAUUGAUUCGUUUGAAUCAUUUGAUUCGAUUGAUUCAUUUAAUUUUUUUGAUUCAUUUGAUCAUUUGAUUUGAUUGAUUCAUUUGAUUUGUUUGAUUCAUUUGAGUCGUUUGAUUCAUUUAAGGCGUUUGAAUCAUUGGAUUUGAUUGAUUCAUUUGAGUCAUUUGAUUAAUUUAAUCCGUUUGAUUCAUUUGAUUCGAUUGAUUUGUUUCAUUCAUUUGAGUCAUUUGAUUCGUUUGAUUUGUUUGAUUAAUUUCAGUCGCUUGAUUUAUUCGAUUCGUUUGAUAUAUUUGAUUUGUUUGAUUCCUAUGAGUCAUUUGAUUCGUUGUAUUCAAUUGAGUCGUGUGAUUAAUUCGAUUCAUUUGAUUAAUUCGUUUCGUUUGAUUCGUUCGAUUCAAUCAAAUCGUUUGAUUCAUUCGAAUCGUGGGAUUCAUUUGAUUUGUUUGUUUUGCUGCUGUCAAAGAGGUCUGGCGUGCACAUUUUUAUUAUGUCUACUUUUUUAUACUUUUUAUUCUUUAUUCCUUUUUCUUUAUGGCUAAAAAGCUCUUGUGCUACAAUUUGAAUAAUAAUAAUAAUCAUUCCAAAUAUUGAUGUCCCUGUCAAAGCAUUGUGACACCUUCAUGUAAUGUUUCCAAUGAAAAGGCAACAAAAGACACAAUUGAAAUCAAAUAUAUAUAGAUACAGUAUAUAUAUAUACAUACAUAC
Entelurus aequoreus (snake pipefish) is the source of this 7871-nucleotide messenger RNA. RefSeq names its product plasma membrane calcium-transporting ATPase 1-like. NCBI's taxonomy places the organism in Eukaryota, Metazoa, Chordata, Actinopteri, Syngnathiformes, Syngnathidae. The record is from RefSeq and is a predicted model, not a curated record. The transcript has 22 exons. Gene Ontology annotation, biological process: regulation of cytosolic calcium ion concentration; calcium ion transmembrane transport. Bases 498 to 4157 code for a protein of 1219 amino acids. Gene Ontology annotation, cellular component: intracellular membrane-bounded organelle; membrane. Gene Ontology annotation, molecular function: ATP hydrolysis activity; ATP binding; P-type calcium transporter activity.